ACAUGCUUGGAACUAAACCUGUGUGUGGAAUUUUAUGUGACUUGCAGAUACUUGUUUGUAUCAUUCAUUUGUUCUUUAUUUGGCGGGUCACCAGAGCUGUGACCCCGGAACCAGUUGACUGUCAGAUGAGUGAAUGGUCACAAUGGACAGAUUGUUUUCCAUGUCAGGACAAAAAGUACAGACACCGGAGCCUCUCGCAGCCAAGCAAGUUUGGAGGAGCCAUCUGCAGUGGCGCUCUCUGGGAUGAGGCCAGCUGUCACAGCCCCACACCUUGUCUAAGGCAAGCACAGUGUGGACAGGAUUUCCAGUGCAGAGAGACAGGUCGCUGCCUAAAACGCCACCUGGUAUGUAAUGGAGAUAACGACUGCCUCGAUGGCUCUGAUGAGGAUGACUGUGAUGAUGCCAGGAUCUCUGAGGACGAUUGCCAACAGUAUGAACCAAUCCCAGGAUCUGAAAGGGCAGCCUUGGGGUACAAUAUCCUGACUCAACAAGAAGCCCUGAGUGUGUACGAUGCUAAGUAUUAUGGGGGCCAGUGUGAAACUGUGUACAAUGGAGACUGGAGAAAGCUGCAGUACGACCCCACCUGUGAGCGCCUCUACUAUGGGGAUGAUGAGAAAUACUUUCGGAAGCCCUACAACUUCCUUAAGUACCACUUUGAAGCCCUGGCGGAUACUCUAAUCUCCUCAGAGUUUUAUGACGAUGCAAAUGAUCUUUUUUCUAAAAUAAAGAGGGACAAGUCCCAGUCAGAUAGCAUCACCUUUGGCAUAGCCCCAGCCAAGAGUCCUAUCUCCCUAGAGGCGACUGUAUCCUGGUCCGAUGCAUCUUCAUUCCUGAAGGAGUUAAGCAAAUAUAAUGAGAAGAGAUAUGGCUUCAUGAGAGUGUCUACAAAGAUACAGACUGCACAUUUUAAGAUGAGGAGGAACAACAUUGUGCUGGAUGAAGGAAUGCUGCAGUCAUUAAUGGAGCUCCCAGAGCAGUUCAACUAUGGCAUGUACUCCAAGUUCAUCAAUGACUAUGGCACCCACUACAUCACCUCUGGAACCAUGGGUGGCAUAUAUGAAUAUGUUCUGGUGCUUGACAAAGAGAAAAUGGGAGUUUUUGGUAUUACUGUGGAAGAUGUCAACAAAUGCAUUGGAGGUGGCAUUGGCCUGGAGUUUGGGGGUAACUUAAUUGUUGGGGGAAGUUUAUUAGGAGAGUCUUGUAAAAAGUCUGGAUAUGGCAAAACUGACAAAAGGAAUAAUGACUUGGGAGUGGAGGACAUCAUUUCUCGGGUACAAGGUGGAAGUUCUGUCUGGGGCAGUUUCUUGACACACAACAGCAGUGCCAUUGCAUACCGGUCCUGGGGGAGAUCAUUAAAGUAUAACCCUGUUGUUAUCGAUUUUGAGAUGCAGCCCAUCUAUCAGCUACUACGGCACACAAACCUAGGACCUCUGGAGACUAAACGUCAGAACCUGCGCAGGGCUUUGGACCAGUACCUGAUGGAAUUUAAUGCCUGUCGCUGUGGGCCCUGCUUCAACAAUGGGGAGCCCAUACUCGAGGGCACCAACUGCCGGUGUCAGUGUAGUAAGGGCAGGCAGGGUCCAGCCUGUGAGCGCAUGGUGCUGGAGGUGAUGGGAGGAGCCAAAGCUGAUGGCCGCUGGAGCUGCUGGAGUUCCUGGUCAGAGUGCAGAGGAGGUUCCCAGGAGAGGAGGAGACAGUGCAACAACCCAGCACCCCAGAAUGGGGGUGCCCCAUGCAUAGGGAAGAGCCUGCAGACCCAGGCCUGCUGAGUACCUCUGGAUACAGACUGGGAAGGAUGCGGCAGAUGAUGUUACCUGUCCUGGCUGCUGGUUAGGACUGAUUGCUGCUCUGUGUAAAUGCAAACCCACAAAGGCCAUUCUCUUAAUAUACUCAUAAUUUUUUUUCUAGUACCAACCUCAUAAUUCUUAGCCUCUACCAAUAACCUGGCUCCAAAGCUGCCUCCUUAUUCCAGGGGGUUGUUCCCCUUUUUCCUCUCAGAACCACUAUUCUAUUCUAUUCUAUUCUAUUCUAUUCUAUUCUAUUCUAUUCUAUUCUAUUCUAUUCUAUUCUAUUCAGGAUGCUUAACAAUAAACUGGCUGUGGUUUA
Messenger RNA from Mastomys coucha (southern multimammate mouse), 2106 nucleotides. It is a transcript of the gene C8a, whose product is annotated as complement C8 alpha chain. Lineage: Eukaryota; Metazoa; Chordata; Mammalia; Rodentia; Muridae. Gene Ontology annotation, cellular component: membrane attack complex. Gene Ontology annotation, molecular function: protein binding. Gene Ontology annotation, biological process: immune response. Bases 3 to 1769 code for a protein of 588 amino acids. The transcript is spliced from 11 exons. The record is from RefSeq and is a predicted model, not a curated record.